Messenger RNA from Diatraea saccharalis (sugarcane borer), 467 nucleotides. The record is from the annotation of a GenBank genome assembly. Lineage: Eukaryota; Metazoa; Arthropoda; Insecta; Lepidoptera; Crambidae.
UAUCUACUAUCAUAAAUUGAUAUCAAGACGUCCCUGUGCACAAACUUUUAUUUAGUUGGAUGUACCCAAUUUUAAAUCUAAUGUAAAUUUCAGAUUGGCAACUGGUCCCAUUUUCUCGGUUACAUUCUGUUUUUAGUUUCCGUGUUACUCCAAAUACUUAUGAUGAGCAUUUUCGGUGAACAGAUCAUAACGGAGAGCAGAAGAGUAGGCGAAGCAGCUUUUCUCAGUAAAUGGCAUGACAUUGAUGAGAAAGCCAAGAAAACUAUACUUAUAAUUAUGAUAAGAUCUCAUAAAUAUCAGAAACUGACUGCAUAUAAAUUUUCUGUCAUUUCUUAUGGAAGUUUUACGAAGGUGAGUUUGAGAUUAGUAAAAAAUAUACAAUAUUUUGCACCAGAAUUUCGCUUAGCUUUCUUUUAGACAUAAGAGAAAUCAAAAGUUUAGCGUUUAGCACAUUAGAACUAAUUAUG